GGACGGCGCGCAGGCAGCGCGCCGGGCAGCCCUCGACCCGUGGCUAUGGCGGCGGCGCGGGGGGCGCGGGGGCCGCUGCGACUCCUGUUCGCGAUGCUGCGGGGCCGGGCGGUAGGCUUCUCGGCCAAGGCUGCAGAUGUUCAUUGUUUGACUGCAGAGGAGAGGAACCAAGUUAUACAUGACCUUAAAGCAGCAGGAUGGUCAGAAUUAAAUGAGAGAGAUGCCAUCUACAAAGAGUUCUCCUUCAAAAAUUUUAAUCAGCUCCAUCUCAUGCAGGCAUUUGGCUUUAUGUCCCGAGUUGCCCUGCAAGCCGAGAAGAUGAAUCACCACCCGGAAUGGUUCAAUGUGUAUAACAAGGUGCAGAUAACCCUAACCUCGCAUGACUAUGGUGGACUGACCAAGAGAGAUGUGAAACUGGCCAAGUUUAUUGAAAAAGCAGCCGCUUCUGUGUGAUUUCUUCCAAAAUGCAUGUCAAACCCUGUACACAUCUUAGUUGUCAUGUCUCGGAGCUCAUCUUCGUGUCCAUCUAUAGCUCUGAGUUCUGCAUGAAGCUCUACGUGGACCCCAUCAACUACUGGAAGGAUGGCUACAACCUGCUGGAUAUAGUCAUUAUCAUCAUUAUCUUCAUU
Messenger RNA from Felis catus (domestic cat), 629 nucleotides. RefSeq names its product pterin-4 alpha-carbinolamine dehydratase 2 (gene PCBD2). Gene Ontology annotation, molecular function: 4-alpha-hydroxytetrahydrobiopterin dehydratase activity. Lineage: Eukaryota; Metazoa; Chordata; Mammalia; Carnivora; Felidae. Gene Ontology annotation, biological process: tetrahydrobiopterin biosynthetic process. The coding region runs from base 46 to 453 and encodes 135 amino acids. The record is from RefSeq and is a predicted model, not a curated record. The transcript has 5 exons.